Molecule: messenger RNA, 204 nt
Organism: Rotaria sp. Silwood2
Lineage: Eukaryota; Metazoa; Rotifera; Eurotatoria; Philodinida; Philodinidae
Source: the annotation of a GenBank genome assembly
AUGAAUGUCUGGUAUUCUUUUGGUAACAUUGCUGGAUAUGGUGUUGACUUUAACGUUAAUACAGCUGCUGGACGUUUAUUAACUGCUGGUUUAUAUGGAAUUGAUGAUAUCAAAAAUGGAAAAAUUCUAUCUGAUCGUAUUGGUGUUCUCGUUGAUACAGCAGUUGAAGAAUAUUAUUUAAAAGAAAUAUCUUUUGGUCGUUGA